AUGCAUGUUUCCAUGGAUGAGCCAAUCCAGUUCGAACUCCAAUCCGAUCACCAGAGACUAGAGAGAAGAUACAAGGUCCGAACCAGUGUUCUGAGUGAUGCCUUGAAGAGCAUCAACAACGCCGAGAAGCAGGGCAAGCGCCAGGUCAUUCUCCGCCCUUCAUCCAAGGCCAUCGUCAGAUUCCUUGAGCUCAUGCAGCGCCAUGACUAUAUCUCGGAGUUUGAAGAGGUCGAUGGCCACCGUGACGGCAAAAUUGUCGUCCAAAUCAAUGGCCGGUUCGUAAUGGUCAUCCCCCAACUGUCUGAUGAACCGUCAAUCGCCGAGAUCUUCUAUUUUAGACUGAACAAGUGCGGCGUCAUCAGUCCUCGUUUCAGCGUGGCUUUGGGUGACCUGGAGAAGUGGGUUGUUCGACUUCUGCCUGCCCGCCAGUUCGGCCAUAUCGUGCUCACCACUUCCGCGGGCAUCAUGGAUCAUGACCAGGCUCGUCGAAAGCAUGUCUCGGGCAAGAUCCUGCGCUACUUCUACUAG
Messenger RNA from Fusarium falciforme, 528 nucleotides. RefSeq names its product 40S ribosomal protein S22. The transcript is spliced from 2 exons. The record is from RefSeq and is a predicted model, not a curated record. Gene Ontology annotation, biological process: translation. NCBI's taxonomy places the organism in Eukaryota, Fungi, Ascomycota, Sordariomycetes, Hypocreales, Nectriaceae. The coding region runs from base 1 to 528 and encodes 175 amino acids. Gene Ontology annotation, cellular component: ribosome; cytosolic small ribosomal subunit. Gene Ontology annotation, molecular function: structural constituent of ribosome.